Molecule: messenger RNA, 4146 nt
Organism: Papaver somniferum (opium poppy)
Lineage: Eukaryota; Viridiplantae; Streptophyta; Magnoliopsida; Ranunculales; Papaveraceae
Product: nitrate regulatory gene2 protein-like
Exons: 7
Coding region: 429-3026 (865 amino acids)
Source: RefSeq, a predicted model, not a curated record
CAAAACCCAAUUAGUCAAAAUCUCAGUCCAAAUUAGUCAAACCUUCACUAUCCCUCAAAUUUAAUUUCUUUCUUCAUUUGCAAAUUAGAUUUCAUCACUUCAUCUUCUGUAUUCCAACAAUGGAAGGAGGUUUUAAGCUUCUUCUUCAUCUACCCUUCUCUGUAAAUCUACCAAAUUCCAAAAUCAAUAAAUAAAAUUCCACAUUUUUUUUACUGGGUUCUGUAACAAACAGACGAUUUACUCCUUGCUGGCAAGAUUCUCUUCUUCUUAUCUUUUGUUAUAUACUGUCUGUGAAGAAGAAAAACAAAACCCUCUUCUACUCCACCACCACACUUAGAAUUUUCUCACUUGAAUCUACAAAUUAAAAAUCAAUUUUUUCAUUCUUUCUAGGGUUUUUCAGAAAUUGGGGGUCAAAAAAUACUCCACAUAUGGGCUGUACAAGCUCAAAGUUAGAUGAUCUACCUGCCGUUAAACUUUGCCGAGAACGCUGUUAUUAUUUAGAUGAAGCGAUCCGGCAGAGGUAUGCAUUCUCUGAUUCACAUUCUGCUUAUAUUCAAUCUUUAAAAGGUUUUGGUUUUUCAUUAGAUAGAUUUUUUGAUAAUACUAAUAAUCGUAAUCAAGAUCUUGAUGAUAAGAUUCCUAUUUCUGCUUCUUCUUCACUUCGAAUUCCUUCUGGUAGAAAAGUUGUUGAUUCUCUUCCUAAUCCUCCUCCUACUUCUAAUCAAAAUGCUAAUUCUGGGUCUCAUUUGCAUUCACAUUCUAAUUCUGGUUCACAUUUGCAUUCCCAUUCUCAUUCUGGUUCUCACUUGCAAUUUCACUCUGAUUCCGAAGAUUCCGAUGAGGAUGGAGAUGGGGAUGAGUCUUCUGGAUCUCAUGACCACCACCUCCAUGACCAUCAUGAUUCACAUUUUCAGAAUCAGCAUCAUUUCAAUCAACAUGGGGGUAAUGGUAAUGGGUAUAUGACAAUGAAUUACAUGAGGAAUCACUCUACUCAGUCAGUUGUUUAUGAGCAAAGGCCAAUGAGCCCCGAGACUGUUCAUUUUGGCGAAUCUUCGUCUUCGUUUCAUCAGCCAUAUUAUUCUUAUCCUAAUUAUGAAAAUAACAUGAAUAAUCAUUAUAAUUCCGGUUCUUAUGGUUCUUAUAAUUAUCCUCCUCAACCUGUUUAUUCGAAUUAUGGAGGAAUGGGGAUGGGUGGUGGUGGUGGUUUUUUUGGUUCAUCAGCACCAUAUGGAUCUUAUUCAUCACCUCCACGGCAGCAACAUUAUUCGAUGGCUUCGUCUUCUGGUUCGAAACCGCCUCCGCCUCCGCCAUCUCCGCCAAGAGCUUCACCUUGGGACUUCUUAGACCCAUUUACUAGUACAUUUGAGAAAUAUUAUCCACCGCAGACACCGAGUCGGGAUUCUAGGGAAGUUAGAGAAGAAGAAGGGAUUCCUGAAUUGGAAGAUGAGGAUUAUCAAAAUGAAGUAGUGAAAGAAGUUCAUGGAAAUCAGAGAUUGUCUGGUGAAAGUGGUGGGGGAAAUUUCGCUAAGAAUGUCAGGAAUGAAGAUGGGAAGAAGAAGAAGCUGAAGAAGAAGGCAAUUGAUAGGGAAGAUGCUUAUCAAACGAGGAAUAUUGUACCUGAAAAGAAUCAGGGAGUCGAAUACGAGGUGCAUUUGGUAGAGAAGAAUUUUGUUGCUAAAGAGGAACAGCCUAAAGAACCGAUAAAUGUGGCUGCUUUUAAGGGUCGGUUCACAACUGUUUCCGAGGUUGUGAGAGAAGUUAAGGCUCAGUUUGAGAGAGCUUCAGAUUCCGGAAUUGAGGUUGCGAAGAUUCUCGAAGCUGGAAAACUUCCAUAUAACCGGAAGAAUGCUGUUUAUCACGUGUCUUCAAAGAUGUUGCACUCAAUAACACCUUCGAUGUCGGUUGGGUCUUCACAGCCUUCUACGCCUCCCUCUUUAGAGAGAGAUGGUUCUGUUUUCUUGGAAUUUAAUGGUGAUAUUCAGAGGAAAUUAUUGAAUCUUUCAUCGACUUUGCAAAAGCUGUACAAUUGGGAAAAGAAGCUUUACGAGGAAGUCAAGGCUGAGGAAAAGAUGCGGCUAAUCCAUGAAAGGAAGAGCCGCCGGUUAAAGCGUAUGGAUGAGAAGGGUGCCGAGGCUCAUAAAGUUGAUGCAACACGGAUUCUAGUCCAGACUUUGUCCACAAAAAUUCGAAUUGCCAUUCAGGUUGUUGAAAAGAUAUCAGUCAAGAUAAAUAAGUUGAGGGAUGAAGAGUUAUGCCCACAGAUUAAUCAACUUAUUCAUGGCUUAAUUAAGAUGUGGGCAGUUAUGCUGGAGUGUCAUCGGAACCAGUGUCAGGCUAUAGCAGAGGCAAAAAAUUUAGAUGCCAUUGCAUUUAACAAAAAUCUAAAUGACGAUCAUCUUGAAGCUUCUGUGCAGCUUGAAUUGGAGCUUCUUAACUGGAUUUUGCGCUUCUCUAGUUGGGUUAUUGCUCAAAAAGCCUUCGUGAAAGCCUUGAACAGUUGGCUUCUUAAAUGUCUUCUCCAGGAACCCGAAGAGACAGAGGAUGGAUUAGCUCCCUUUAGUCCCGGUAGGAUUGGUGCACCCCCAGUUUUUGUGAUUUGUAACCAGUGGUUUCGCGCUAUGGAGAGAAUCUCCGAGAAGGAGGUGCUUGAUACCAUGAGGGUUUUUGCUGCAAGUGUACAUCACCUCUGUGAGCAACACAAUGUGGAGCUGCGUCAGAGGAUGACAGGAAACCGGGAUUUGGAGAGAAGAGUGAAGGCUAUUGAGAGGGAGGAGCAGAAAAUGCACAAGGCAUUACAGGUUGUUGACAAGCAGAUGGUAUUGUUGUCUGGACAGGGUUAUGGUCUUUCUCUUCCUGAAAUAGUAGAACCAAGUGAUACAACUAAUGCUAUUAGUCUACAGUCAGGGCUGAAAAGGAUUUUUGAGUCUAUGGAGAGGUUUAUGGCCUCCUCUAUGCAAGCUUAUGCAGAGCUUAGAGUUAUUGGUGAAGAAGCCAGGGUUGGUCGUGAAAAUGCACAAGUUACAUAGGCUUGUCAAUCAGGAAUCAUCUUCGUCAUUCUGUAACAAUUAUGAGGAGCUUGAUGAUCCUUGAUGUGCUAUGCCAACUCUUUAGUAGAGCAGCAUGUGGAAGUUCCACUAAUGUCUGCUGAAUUCUUUCGAGGUUGAAUGUUGACGCUUCUCAAUUACACUGAUACCAAAACUUGCAGAGAUGGAAAAGAGUGGUUUUGUGCGGCCCAAAAAGGGGGGACUAGGCCAGCAGGGAUAAUGUUGGAGGAUGUAGGUUAGUCUGGCUGGUGGGGUGGCAACGGAUCUAAGGUAGUUGAAGAUAUGUAUAAGGGCAGAUAUCAAUGGAUCAUAAAGUUCAAGUAGUUUUCUUGUCAUCAUCGUUGUAAUGAAUAAGGAGCUUCCGGUUCUUUUGUCUCUUCACUAUUAUUAACAUCAUCAAAACGUCCAAUUUAAGUACUGCCAAGAUAUAUGGUUUUCCGGCUAUAAUGUUGCCUGUAGUUGGUGGAUGGUGGUAAAGAUGUUGUAGCUUCAGGGAAAAGUCGAACGAUCACGAAGCUAAUUUAUCUGAAGUGGAUUUGACGAAAGAGAGAUUCGUGAAGCUAUUACUUGGUGAAGACAUGUCUUUGGGUGGAAAGGAUUCUGUACAGCUCCUGCGCUUUGGUUAUAAAUCUCUCUGAAAAUGUGGCAGCUGUGAACAUGUGCAUGUAAUGCAAGGGGCUGGCGAUCAGCAUGGGAUGGCAAGGUCAAGUACUCAAGUGCUUUGCUUAUGAUAUUGUAAAGAGUCAGUUUAUGCGCAACGAUCUCAGAACUUUAAGGCUUUGUUAUCCUGGCAGCAAGAUCCAAUACGGCUAGGAUAUUAACAAUUGCAAUGCAAGGGGUGGUGACGUGAAACUGCAUUCUUCAUGAUGGCCAGAGUUUGGUGACUGCAAUUUUAGCAAGUUCUUAUCUGCUAUACCAAUUGUUGUUGUGUAGAUCAGUCCAUACUGCUGACUACUUGUUAAAAAGUAAAAUUACAAAUUAUAAUUUAUAUCCUUUUUGCAUAAGUAAACCUCCCAGAAUAAGAAAAUAAAUUUCUGUUGCACUCAAUUGAGUCUCCAUCAUCAUAACAUUGAUCAUUUCGUUAGGCCUGGCAUUAUUCUUA